AUGUGUGGUGUUGGUGGACCUCCAGGAACACUAGAGUGUUGUGGUUUUUGUUUUAAGGUGGAAGAUCCUCUUGGUCGUGGGGAUGAUACUGCACUCAACGGGAUUCGCCUUCACUGUGUUGAGAUUUUUCAAGGCUCCUCACACUCGUACCCCUCUGUUCAGUCAGAUGUAGGCAGCCAGGGUCGGUGGACAGAUAUCAAAUGGUGUCCUUCUGGAUUCUUGACUGCUUUUCAGCUGAGAGUCGAGAAAUCUCAAGGAGAUGGUGACGACACGGCCGCAAACAACAUCAUGUUCAAAUGCAGUGGAGGGCCUUUACUGCAGGGUGACGGCACACGCUGGGGUGAUUGGGGUCGCUGGAGUCAAACAUGUGAAGGGAAAGGGAUUUGUGGUAUCAAGACACGGCUAGAAAAGCCUCGAGGACAAGGAGACGACACCGCUCUCAAUGACGUGCGCAUGUUCUGCUGCAAUUAAGGUGUUAGAGGACGAUGACAAGAUCAGAUGGAUAAUAACUGAUCAGCAUACGAUUAUGAGCUUACAUUAACCAUGUCAUACAACAGCUAGUCAAAAUAAAGCCUGAGAUGUGAUCAUGACCUCAACACAGCGCAGAGGCUGACAGUACAUUUCACUUGUCUUAUCAGUCCAUGCAUUUCAAAUUCACAAACUCCGUACUCUACAUUAACUGUAAAGCUGUCAACCCACUUUUUUUCUGCGGGCAUAAUAUCCUGACAUCUAUUAAAAUAUCCAUUUUACUUGA
This is a messenger RNA of Sinocyclocheilus grahami, 754 nucleotides long. RefSeq names its product vitelline membrane outer layer protein 1 homolog. The transcript is spliced from 5 exons. NCBI's taxonomy places the organism in Eukaryota, Metazoa, Chordata, Actinopteri, Cypriniformes, Cyprinidae. Bases 1 to 471 code for a protein of 156 amino acids. The record is from RefSeq and is a predicted model, not a curated record.